AUGUCAGACCCAGCUGAUUAUAACGUACAGUAUCAGUACCAGAUCUCCAAAAAAGACAAGAGGCGACAACAGAUACAGUCCAAGCUUGGCAAGGUCGAAGACCAGUUUCAGCAAGAUAAAGAUUAUUUUUACCGCGACUCGCUAAUUCAGCUUCAGUACAAGCUCAGCUCGCUUCACUCCGGCGAUAACCCGCAGUACAUGCAGCGGAUCCGGGAUUUCGAAGAGGUUAGAGACGCAGAGCUUGUGCGGUUGAGGCUGGCGGAGGAGUACCAAGUCCAGCUGAUCAACAAGCAAUUCAAGGAGGACUACGACAGUGCUGUGCAGGAGCGCGAGAGGGUGGUGCAGCUGUUGAAGGAGAAACUCCACGAGCGCAUCCUCAAGAAGAUUAAACAGCUCAAGGAAGACAAGGCACUAAUUGAUAUAGCCACGACCUCAUCUUCUCACACAGCAUCGAGAUACACAACAAACGGGAGCGCGCAUAGAGAAAACGGAUAUAACAGUGGAUUCGAGUCUUCGACCUCAUUUUUCUUUCCUGGAGAAAGACGUUCUCGCCGAACGCAUAACAAGCGGUACGAUGGUUCGCUGAAUUUGAGCAAUGCUGAGGAUUCUUACGACUCGGGAACAGGCACAGGAACCGCCACAGGAUACGCCUCGAGCUCGUCAAGAAAAAGGCAGAAGCCUAGCCGGCAUCUUGGUGGCCAUGUUUCCCGGAACGGAGACGUUUCAUCUGCUGGGGAGGAAAGCUCCAACUCUCUCAAAGUUCUUACCGACAAUCCGGAGUUGAACGAGUUCCUUUACGGCGAGGAGUUUAUCAAGCGCCAGGAAAAGGCCAACACAAGGCAUUCCACAAGAAGCUAUCAGGGCUGUCCAGGCCUGAAGCCGGAGGAGGUGAACGAAGACCUGAAUUUUUUGCGCGGGGCCAUCGGUGCCAUUCAAAGCAUGAAGAAGAAAUAA
Ogataea angusta is the source of this 954-nucleotide messenger RNA. RefSeq lists its product as uncharacterized. The transcript has a single exon. Gene Ontology annotation, molecular function: histone deacetylase binding. The record is from RefSeq and is a predicted model, not a curated record. Gene Ontology annotation, biological process: negative regulation of transcription by RNA polymerase II. NCBI's taxonomy places the organism in Eukaryota, Fungi, Ascomycota, Pichiomycetes, Pichiales, Pichiaceae. Gene Ontology annotation, cellular component: Sin3-type complex. Bases 1 to 954 code for a protein of 317 amino acids.